AAAUAAUUCAAAAAAAAAAAUACUUAAUUUAAAAAGUUAUUCAUUACUUUAUAUUAAAAAAAUCAGUAAAAUAUCUAUUUAUUUGUAUAAAAGAAAAAUAAUAUGGACUAAGGUUUAUAUCAAAGCUAACUAUUACAGCCAGAUCAAAUAAAAUAUUGGGAAAUAGCUAAAUCUUAAGAUUAGUAGAACUUUAUUGAUAAUUUAGAGAGACAGCUGCUUGAUUUGCAAUUUUAAAAAAAGGAGCAGGAAGAUUAGGCGGUUAAGACUAUAGAAUUUUACUAAAAGACUAUAGAAGAAAAAAAUAAUUUACUAGAUUAAUACUAAGUUGAGAAAAACCAAAUCAAAAGUAGAUAGAUCAAUGUCUAGGGUCAUGUGGAUAAUAUUAAUAGUUUAAGCUUGGAAGUUAAAAGAUUAAAAUCGGAGUUGAGAUAAAAGAAUGAUCGAAUUUUUUAGUUAGAAAAAAAGGUACAAUAACUUGAAGAUGAUUAUAAUUUUGAUAUAAAACUGCUAAACAACAAAAGAAAUUAUGAAAAAGCUCUAACAUAUAAAUUAAUGCAGUCAUAAGUAGUUGUAGAAAAUACAUCACUUAAGUUAAUAAAUUAAGGACUAGAAAAGUAGAUAUCUGAAUUAAAUAGAAGAUUAUUGAUGAUUGAAAAUGAAUCUAAAGCUAAUAAAUAAUCUUUGAGAAACCUUCAAGUUGAUGCUGCUGCUAGAAAGUAAUAAGAAUAACUUAAUUAUGAAGAUAGGAUAAGAAUUGAAAAGUUAUUAAAGGGCUUAGAUGAUGAAGAAACAAAUAAUGAAAAAAUAGUUGAAGUUUUUAAAGAUGAAAUGCUGUUAUAAGGAGUUGUGGAGAUUUUUACAAGAAUGAGAAAAAUGAUAGUAAGAAAUCUAAAUAAAUAAUUUGUAAAAAGUAAUAGAUUAUCUCAAAAAGGGGAGCUUAAUUCAGUCAUAGCCUUUAAAGAUAUUAUUUAUGCCCACGUCAGCAAUAAAAAAGAUGAAGAAAUAUCAAGCUACCUAUUGCUAUAUAGAUAAUUUAAAGAGCUUAUUUAGCACUAUUAUCCAUAAUAUGGUAAAAUUAUAUUCUACCGAUAACAGUAAUAACAAAGUGAAGAAGAGCUGAAAAGUCUAUAGUCUACAGAUUAAGUAAAUGAUAAAAUUAAUUAAAGUAUUUAGAUUAUUUAGGAGAGAGAUGAAAUCAAUAAUUGGCUUCUUACCAACUUAGUGCUUUUAAAAUCAAAGAGAAAAUAAGAAAAAUAUAAUUUAAAGAGAGAUGAAAAGUAAUAAAAUAAAAAAAACGAGGCUGAUUAAAUUUUAUUUUAGUCAAGGCAUCUCUUUUAAUAUUUGGCUCUAUAUUUAAGACUACAACAUAUUAACUAAAAAAAAUCUGAUUAAGAUGAUAAAGUAUCAGAAGGAUAAAGUGUUGAUAGUGAUGAUUAAAAUACCAAAUUUGAUAUAGAUUAAGACUUACAAAUAAAUUUAGAGGAAUAAAUAGUUAUUUAGUAUUACAGAUUGCUUUAGAUUUUAAUAAAACUUUGA
Molecule: messenger RNA, 1536 nt
Organism: Tetrahymena thermophila SB210
Lineage: Eukaryota; Ciliophora; Oligohymenophorea; Hymenostomatida; Tetrahymenidae
Exons: 11
Source: RefSeq, a predicted model, not a curated record